Messenger RNA from Fibroporia radiculosa, 696 nucleotides. RefSeq lists its product as uncharacterized. Gene Ontology annotation, molecular function: GTP binding; GTPase activity. The record is from RefSeq and is a predicted model, not a curated record. The transcript is spliced from 5 exons. The coding region runs from base 1 to 696 and encodes 231 amino acids. NCBI's taxonomy places the organism in Eukaryota, Fungi, Basidiomycota, Agaricomycetes, Polyporales, Fibroporiaceae.
AUGGCGACCUCACCAGUGUCCGCCGACUUCUCUUCCCCACCGCUUAAGCGCAGCAAGAUUGUGCUGCUGGGAGACCAAAGCGUUGGCAAAACCAGUCUCAUUACGAGAUUCAUGUACGAUACAUUUGACAACACAUACCAAGCCACAAUAGGGAUUGACUUCCUGAGCAAAGCAAUGUAUCUCGAAGACCGUACUGUACGACUGCAACUUUGGGAUACUGCUGGUCAAGAACGAUAUCGCUCGCUAAUUCCUUCUUACAUCCGAGACUGCUCUGUUGCUAUAGUCGUGUUUGACAUUACAAACCGUCAGUCCUUCCUGUCAACAUCAAAAUGGAUAGACGACGUUCGCUCAGAACGAGGGAGUGACGUGAUUAUUGUGCUAGUGGGUAACAAGGCAGAUUUGUCUGAUAAGCGACAAGUCAUGUUGGAGGAAGCUAACACCAAGGCAACACAGCUCGAGAUCAUGUUCAUGGAGACCUCUGCGAAAGCCGGCCAUAAUGUCAAGAGUCUCUUCAAGAAGAUUGCUAUGGAAUUGGUGGGUAUGGAGAAAGAGACUGAAGCUUCCGAGACGCAGAACACCAGUACGAUACCUCCUCUUACAUUAUUUUAUGCAGGUUCUUAUCGUUCACCGCCAGAAAUUGACGUAACAGCACCGCCGACGAAUGAGGUACCCGAUGCGUCAUCGUGCAACUGUUAA